Syngnathus typhle (broad-nosed pipefish) is the source of this 3492-nucleotide messenger RNA. It is a transcript of the gene unk, whose product is annotated as unk zinc finger. The coding region runs from base 128 to 2566 and encodes 812 amino acids. NCBI's taxonomy places the organism in Eukaryota, Metazoa, Chordata, Actinopteri, Syngnathiformes, Syngnathidae. Gene Ontology annotation, biological process: cell morphogenesis involved in neuron differentiation. The record is from RefSeq and is a predicted model, not a curated record. Gene Ontology annotation, molecular function: mRNA CDS binding; metal ion binding. The transcript is spliced from 15 exons.
UUGUACGACUUCCUCCAGUCUCGCGCAAACUCACAUCGUUGUAGAAUGCGGAUUUCGAUGCUAACUUUACUAGCUAGCCCCUUUUGCUAAAAACAAGCACUUAGCUGGGACUUUUGCCCGGGUUAACAUGUCUAAAUGCACGCACCCCAUACCCCCAUUAUCCUCAUCAGGGACUACCGGUAGUCAUUCGUCGUCCUCGUCGUCUUCGUCCGCUGGGGGCUCGACAUCUCCCGCGACCGUGUUGAACGUUCAGCCCGAAAAACCCCAACACUACACAUAUCUCAAGGAAUUCCGAACGGAGCAGUGUGCCCUCUUUGUACAGCAUAAAUGUACACAACACCGGCCUUUUUCCUGUUUCCACUGGCACUUCUUGAACCAAAGGCGUCGCAGGCCCGUGAGAAAACGGGACGGAACAUUCAACUACAGUCCAGAUGUCUACUGCACCAAAUAUGACGAGGGAACGGGAACCUGUCCUGAUGGAGAUGAGUGUGCCUUUUUACAUCGGACGGCUGGAGACACGGAACGAAGGUAUCACCUCCGCUACUAUAAGACGGGAUCUUGCAUUCACGAAACGGAUACAAAAGGCCACUGCAGCAAAAACGGCUGCCAUUGCGCUUUUGCGCACGGUUCACACGACUUGCGCAGCCCUGUGUAUGAUGUCAGGGAAGCGCAGGUCGCCGAGUGUCAAGGUGGCGCGGGGCCCUCGGAAGGAGCCGGAGGAGAUGCGCAGUCGGGCCAGGCGGCGAGUACGGCGCUCAUCGAGAAGAUUCUGAGCGAGGAACCGCGUUGGCAAGAUAGCAACUACGUGUUGUCCCACUACAAGACGGAACUGUGCAAGAAGCCGCCGCGCUUGUGUCGUCAAGGUUACGCCUGCCCGUAUUAUCAUAACAGCAAAGACAGGCGGCGCAGCCCACAUAAGCACAACUACAGAGCUUUGCCUUGUCCGGCUGUCAAACUAAGCGAGGAGUGGGGCGAUCCCAGCAAAUGCCAGUGCGCCGAGGGAUGUCAGUAUUGCCACACGAGAACGGAACAACAGUUCCAUCCUGAGAUUUACAAGUCCACAAAGUGCAAUGACAUGCAACAGUGCGGCAGCUGUCCCCGGGGACCCUUUUGUGCUUUUGCUCAUGUCGAAAAAGCUUUUGUCUUCGAGGAGUCCUUCUCCUCCCCCAGAUCCCCCCCGCCGCUCUGUCUCCCACAAGCCGGUCCCGCGGAGGAGCUCGCAGACUCCAGAGGACACAAUCAGGGCCUGGCUCGCGGCUCCGAUCCCUUCUCUCCUCCCCCUGCCGGGUCGCAUGUUGCUGAGCGAAGCCUGCUGGGUAGCGUGCUAAGUUUGUGUGAGGACAUGAGGGGAGCAGCUGAGCCUUUGUCUCCUUGGGCCGGUGAAGGAGGCUAUGGCAGGGCGCCUGGAUUUGAGAGGGAGGAUCAGGCUAAACAAAGAAGCUUUGCGCUGGAGCAGCGCAGCAGGGAAGUGACAUCAGCGCCAAGCAGUAAACAGGAUCUACUGGUUUUUCUACCAGUAGGCAGCCCUUUAAGCCUGUCUUCCAGCAUCCCCUCCAGUCUGGCGGCAACCCCGCCAAGCCCCGCCGCCCUCGGACCACCAAGCGUGGCAUCAGGCAUGAACGCCAACGCCUUGCCCUUCUAUCCCACCAGUGAGACUGUGGAGUCUGUUGUCGAGUCGGCGUUGGAUGAUCUUGACCUGAAUGAUUUUGGUGCUUCGGCAUUGGAGAGUAGUUCAAGUUUGCCGCGGGUGGGAGUGAGGCCAGGUGGGAAGCGGCUUCAGAGUUCCGCCCCAGUCAACAUCCCGGGAUCCUUUAGCGCACCAGCUCCUUUUAGCUCUCCUUCGCCGUCCCCGCCGAUCAGACCACGCGCUUCUCCAUUCUUCUCCACUCAGCUCUCCCAAGCUGGCCCACAAGAGAGCCCCUUCCUGGGCCCAUCUCAUAGCUCCUUAGGUCUGAAUGGUAUGAGCAGUCACAUCUGGGAGCACUUCCCCUCAGGGCAGGGCUCCCCCGGCACCCCCCCUGCCUCGAUGCCCUCCGGCCCCUGCACAGAGACGUCCAGGCUCAAACAGGAACUGGAGGAGGCUCACAGGGCGCUGAAGCAGUGGGGACACAGCUGGAAACACACAGCUCAGUCGUGGGCCACCCUGAAAGCAGACGCAGAGGAGUCGCGCGCCCUCGCGGGACGCUUGGCCGCCGAGGCCGAGGGAUCCAGGCGUUGUGAGGAGGAGGUGCAGAGGCAAUCUUCUCUCCUGGAGGAAGCGCUGGAGACCCUGAAGAGUGGAGACAACCCCCACCUAUCAUUACACCAGCUCCAGAUGCUCCACAGACUUCCUUUGGAAUCCAUCCUCAGUCUGCAGGCACAACUCUGCAGCUGCUUACACACCGUGGAAGAGGUGGUGUACAAGAAGCAGAGGCAGUGUUGCGUGUCAUGUGGAGAGCAGGGCUCCGUCUCCCUGCCCUGCGGCCAUGGGCUACAUUGCGAGAGCUGCUCCACAACCACCGCGUGCCCCCUUUGUCCUGAAGCCACGCUGGAGCAGCAGAAGCAGCAACAGCAGCAGCUCUCUUGACCCUUGGGACCAGUAGAAGCACCGCCGCGCCGUGAAAAUUCCACAUGGGUCAGUCCUCAUUCCUCAACUACCAGCCGUGGUCAAGGUUCUUACUUGUUUUUACUGCAACAGAUGAUCAUUUGAUGAGGUGUACAGUGAACUCUCGCAAAAAUCCCUACGUUUUGGACAUCCAGAACUUUCUAAUUGCCCAAACAUACCACCAGAUGGUGAUAAAGCAACAACAGGCAAAAAGAAAAGAAUGAUUACGGCGGCGGUUUAUAAAAGGAAGCAUUAGCAUUUUUUUUCUUUUGCUAACUCAUUUCACUUGAGGCAUGUCGACUUUUAUACAUUUUUGACAUUGUUUCUGUCAUUUUACAGUGAUUAUCGAAAUGGACGGAUGACUAAGCAGCCAUUUUUAUAUCUUAACCAAUUUACAAGUCUUACUUAAGUGAUGUGCGACAGACAGUAAACCCUCAAGGGCGCAUGUAAAUUGUACGUGAUAUAGCUACAGCCAAAGGGGGUCACCAGGUCGAGGUUAGAUUGGAUUUAUUUUGAUUAGCAACAAAAAAAAAAAAAAAUAGAACAUCGAGGAGCAAAGUAAAAAAAAAAAAAGUAUGGACAACAGGCAGCCUCUGUUAAAGCACUCAGGUUUCUCGAAGAGGAAUGCAUGUGAACACAAUCAAGUUAAAUAUACUCAGUCGACUUGUGUAGUCUUUUAAAUGACAUUUUUUACUUCAUAACUUUUCACUUUGUCUCAAUGACACAUUUGUCUUCAUACCUGCCGUUUGACAUUGUUGACAUUUCAUUUGACAUAUUCUGUUCAAUGACAUCAUAUUUGAUUGCACUGAUGAGACAAAGCAUUAGCAUUAGUUGAUUUUCAUCUUUUACAGGUGUUUCAUUGUAAAUGGAUUUAGUUCAAUAAAGCAAAUUGUAUAUUUUUAAAUGAA